Candidula unifasciata is the source of this 3171-nucleotide messenger RNA. Lineage: Eukaryota; Metazoa; Mollusca; Gastropoda; Stylommatophora; Geomitridae. The record is from the annotation of a GenBank genome assembly.
AUGCGAGGCAGGAAAAACCCCAUGAACAAUCAAACGCCUCCAAAUUUACCACCGUGUAAAAUCUGUGGCGAACAAGGCACGGGAUUUCAUUAUGGAGUCACAGCGUGCGGAGCUUGCAAGGGUUUCUUCAGAAGAAGUUUGGUGCGCAAACAGCCUUACGUGUGCAACGCUAAUGGCCAAUGUACCAUUGGGCCUGAAACUAAACGCCGAAAGAGCUGUCCAAAAUGUCGACACGAUAAGUGUUUAGCUGUUGGCAUGAGCAAAGAAGCAAUUAAGACCGGACGCUAUUCUUAUGUGAAAAAGUCCCACGAUAUUAUCGAAAUGAUAGAACACCACUUUCAUCAUUUUGUCAAACGUAAACAGUUUGGCGACUACAAGAUGUCACGAGAAAGCAUCGAAGAUGACUUGGACAUUUCUGCUAAGAAAUCUCGCUCCAGCUGUGCUCUGGAGAAGAUAUCUGAGGCGUUUCGAAAACCUGGCCACGAGUUCAUGGAGCUGUCCCCUACAAAAUCUUCACUUUCCUCAGAAAACGCUUUUACUUUUGAUGAUAGCAACAUCACAGAUGAAACUGUCUUCCCAGUGACUGAAAUAAAUAAUUUGAUAAAUUUAGAGAAAGAGAAAAUAGGUGUUCUGAAAGACAAUUCUACAAGGAGCGACGCAAUGGGUUCACAGAGAAAUACGAUUCAUACUUUACCAGAAGGCAAUGGUAUAUAUGCAGGAUGGUGUUCAGGCAUAAAGAACUCUGAGUUUGCGCAUUAUUUCAACUCAUCAACGACCAAAUCUUGUCAAGCAUCGCCAACGUCCCCUCCAGUUUCAUCUUCAUCUCCUAUGUCUGACAUGUCGAGCUCCAGAGAGUCUUCAAUGUCAGUCUCUACCUCGUGGCUAGAAUUCCCAAAUUAUGCUGACAGUUUGUAUACAGUGACAUCUCCUGAUGACAGUGGCAGUUUCCUGGCAUAUCCUGACAAUGUGUAUGAUGCAGAUUUUGAAAGCUACCCACAGCAACAACGUUGGCAUGAGAAUAUUUACUUCAAUGACGACGAAUAUGCCAAGUCAAAGGACGAAAGAGUCAUUAUAAAAGAAAGCUUGUUUAGUAAUCAAGCAAGCAAUACUGUUCCUUCUUACACCGCAGAACAAGACACACUUUAUGGCUGUUCAAUCAAUAUCCAGGAAUAUAAUUCGUAUAAUAAAAACAUCGUACCUGCACACAACACUCAGUUUCUUCAUCUGCACACACCCGUAUCAAACGAGUUAGAACAAUUACGUCGCCUAUCCUGGGAUGACAUGAGCUUUGGCGAUGACUUUUUAUGUCCUGGUAGCGAUUUUGUUACUGAUAAAUCCAGAACACCUCAGAAGAACAAAUCAUCAAAUAACAAAGAUGUUACUGCAUGUUUUCCUCCCAACAACAAUAUUAUUCGACUAGAGAAAGCAUGGAAUGCAGGGCCACUGUUACCAGAGUUCAGUAACAAUUCAUACUGGGAUUUGGAUGAGACUAGGCUGAAGUCGAAAGAUGUAUCUUUUAACAACAGUAUAGACCAUAAAAAAGAACAUUUUCAGUUUGAAAGCGACAUAAACCAGUCGUGCACCUCCUACAGCUCUCCGACCUUCAGUGGCAGUUACUACCGUGAAAGACAAGGCAGCGAUUCUUCUAUUGAAAGCUACAGUUUGGACACCAGAUUUUCUCCGGCUGUACCUUCAGAUCAACAAACACUUUCUGACUGUAAGUCCUCAUUGUCUGAAUGUGAAGAAGCUUUGACAGUGGGCGGAACCAGCCCGGAAAGACAUUUUGUUGAGGAUUCACAAAACUCUUAUGGCUUAUCAGGACUGUUAAUUAAUAGUUCUUUGCCUCUAGGUUCACCGUCUUCUUUGUUUUCGACAUCUGAUGAUUUAGACAUGUCGUCUAUCAAGAAGGGUCCAGCGAUCAUUUCUCAGCUUUCAGAUACCAUGGCUUUAGAGGAAUCAGAGGAACCUUUGAAUUUCCUUAAUAUUCCUUAUGAGAACACUACACAAUUUAAGAAAACAGGAAAACUAAUCAGUUACGUGGCUCUUCAGUCACAGGAAAUGUCAGCUAACUCUGAAGAUGACUCACCAAAAAACACAAAACACCUACCAACACUGUCUUCAGAAGUCAGCAACGAUGAUGAACAUUUAGAAAAAUGGACUCCGUUCUCACUGGGCGGUGAAACUCCUCGGCCUAUAGAGCAAGAAGGCAAACCGGAGAGCAAAAUAAGGCUGCAUGAAAAUGAGGAAGACUACAACAGCAAACCACUGCCGUGGUGUGAGUUUACCGAGGCAGAACUUGACGAGGUUGUCAUGUCAUUGAAAACUGCUUACCAGAAGCACGUUGUCAUUGAUUCACACUUGCUCUCUGAUGAAGAGAUCGCUGAGAAACUCAAGUCUUUCUUGGAUAUCCUAGAACUGAGAGAGCAGACUUAUGGCAAGCUGAUUGGCAUGGACAGAGAGGCCUACUUCAACAUUCUGGAAGCAACGGGGAUUGAUGUCGGGGGCAGACGAGACUGGACGGAGACACACGCGAAAAUAUUGAACAGAACAUUGCAGAAAACAGUUCGCUUCUUUCGAUCUGUUCCGGGAUUCAAAGACGUAUGUCACGAGGAUAAAAUAGUUCUCGCCAAAUCCUGCCUGUACGAAUAUGUGAUUCUGAGCUGCUACCGGGGCGUCAACCUGGAGAAGCAAGUCAUACUAGAUGCUGAACACAAGUACGCCAUCAGCAUGGAUGUCAUGAAACUGAUGAUCCCGGAAAUGGAAGACCACAUGCUGGACAUGUUGGCUAUCUCUAGGAGACUGAUGGAGCUCAAGCUGUCGUUUGAAGAAACGCUCUUGCUGAAAGCCAUUAGUAUUACAUCACCAGACCGUGACAAAAUCCAAGACUUUGAAAAAGUAGACAGGAUGUACUGGCGUCUACACUGCUGCCUCAUUCUCAGCCUCUGGCGCCUUGUGACCGUGUUGACAGAUCUCCGAGGACUGGCGUUCUAUGGCAGACAAAUCAUGUCCAACUUGAAACCGGACAUCAUGAAGUUAACCAAAGACAUUCAGGUGCCGUUAUACCUUGAAAUGUUAUUUUCAGAAACAGAUUCUUCUACUUCAACUAAUUCUACUUCUAGUCGGCACGGACAAGCGUCGGCAUUGACCGAUACUGGCCGCAGUGCCCACUGA